AUGGCGGUCACGGACAGGGAGAAGGAGGAAGACUGGUACGACCGCGAGAUCAGGUUCGACGUGCGACCGGCUCAGCUGGAGCUGAGGAGAGGAGAGUUCACCAUCGACACGAUGGACUCGGUGGAGGACACGAAGGGGAACAACGGAGAGGCUGGUAUCCUGCACGUCACCAACCUCAGGAUGAUGUGGCUAUCAAAGUCGUCUCAUAGGACCAACCUGAGCAUCGGCUAUGGCUGCAUCGUCAACAUCAACAUCCGCACGGCGAACUCGCGGCUCAAGGGCCAGACGCAGGCUCUUUUCGUGCUGACCAAGUUCAACGGCAGCCGCUUCGAGUUCAUCUUCACGAACCUCGCCAAGGAGAGCCCCAGGCUCUUCACAACGGUGCAAGCUGUGUUCAGAGCGUACGACACCUCCAAGCUCUACCGCGACCUGAAGCUGCGAGGAGCGGUGAUCAAGGACAAGGAGCUGAUCUUGCUCCCCGAGGAGAAGAUCUUCAACAAGAUUCCUGGUGUUUGGAACCUCAGCGCAGAUCAGGGCAACCUUGGAACUUUCUUCCUUACCAACGUGAGGAUCGUGUGGUUUGCCAACCUUGCGGAGAACUUCAACGUUAGCAUCCCUUACAUACAGAUAAAAAACAUCAAGGUGCGAGAGUCAAAGUUUGGUCCAGCACUUGUCAUUCACACGAAACAACGGAGCGGGUCAUACGUGCUCGGAUUCCGGGUAGAUCCUCCGGUUCCGAAACUUGCCAUCGUCAUGAAGGAGAUCACUUCUUUGUAUGAGACCUAUUCCACUGAGCCCAUCUAUGGUGUGCAGUACAUCGUCGAGGAGCAGGCUCCGAAGCUGAAGGACCUGCAAGUCCAGCGGGUGGUCGACGACGUGGAAAUCAUCGACAACGAUGAAGCCAACUAUGACGCUCUUGCUGCCUACUGCACCGACGGGUCACAGGGAGUUGACAGAGAUCCUGUAUACAAUGACCAUCUCGGUCUUGCCGUCGAAACGUUGCCGGAAAAUCUCACCAUCGAGCAACUUUGGAGUGUUUUGUGA
Molecule: messenger RNA, 1044 nt
Organism: Guillardia theta CCMP2712
Lineage: Eukaryota; Cryptophyceae; Pyrenomonadales; Geminigeraceae
Exons: 10
Coding region: 1-1044 (347 amino acids)
Biological process (GO): intracellular transport; cilium assembly
Cellular component (GO): ciliary basal body; BBSome
Molecular function (GO): phosphatidylinositol-3-phosphate binding
Source: RefSeq, a predicted model, not a curated record